Molecule: messenger RNA, 1753 nt
Organism: Pseudomassariella vexata
Lineage: Eukaryota; Fungi; Ascomycota; Sordariomycetes; Amphisphaeriales; Pseudomassariaceae
Exons: 2
Coding region: 94-1596 (500 amino acids)
Biological process (GO): positive regulation of transcription by RNA polymerase II; chromatin remodeling
Cellular component (GO): histone acetyltransferase complex
Molecular function (GO): histone H3 acetyltransferase activity; protein binding
Source: RefSeq, a predicted model, not a curated record
CUCCAUGUCACGACGUCUUCCGCUUACUGCACAAGAUGGUUCUUGCAAGUGGAGCGCAGUCCAUCGACACGGUCUACCCCAGAUGUUGUCGCAAUGGUGGUAAAGGAAGAAAAUGCCAAGCGCAAGGCGAGCGACGAGCCUUCGUCGCCCGUGGCGUCGAAAAGGGCGAAACACAGCGACUCGACUGAGCUCGCGACCAACAAGAAACCUGCAAUGAAGCCCAUACCUUUCCCCGAAAAGGUAGAUACCACCCUUUCUACUUUCAGCAACGGUGACUUCUUUGCCCGCCAGUACUUCGAGCCGAUUAACCCAGAUGCGCCUGUGGCUGUUGCAGAUAUCAGUGACAUCGCACAGCACUCCUCCCCAAUAAGAGGUCAAGUGGUGCCGCAUCUUGAAGAAGACAACGACGAAAAUCCAGAGAAAUCAAGCGAUGACUCUGAUACCACCUUCCUCUUUCCUUACAGCAGCAGUAUCGGGCAGGACGCAGUAGCACUCUAUUGUGGACACUGCCUCCAGAAUACAAGCCUUGCUAACACACAACUUCCUCAGUACGGCGUUAUCGAAGAGAGGAACGGCGAGAUCGAGUUCCGUGUAGUCAAUAACGACAACAAGCGUGAAUCUCUAAUCAUACUAACAGGCCUCAAAUGUAUCUUCCAAAAACAAUUACCUAAGAUGCCGAAAGAUUACAUCGCCCGACUAGUCUACGACCGAACACAUCUGUCAAUAGCCAUUGUCAAAAAGCCUCUCGAAGUUGUCGGCGGCAUCACGUACCGACCUUUCAAGGGACGCCAGUUCGCCGAAAUUGUCUUCUGCGCCAUUAGCAGUGACCAACAGGUGAAGGGCUAUGGCGCGCAUCUAAUGUCCCAUCUGAAGGAUUAUGUGAAAGCCACCAGUGAUGUCAUGCACUUCUUGACGUAUGCUGAUAACUACGCCAUCGGGUACUUCAAGAAGCAGGGGUUCACCAAGGAGAUUACACUCCCAAAGUCAGUGUGGAUGGGCUACAUCAAGGACUACGAGGGCGGUACCAUUAUGCAAUGUUCGAUGCUGCCCCGGGUGCGCUAUCUUGAGAUGGGUCGAAUGCUUCUGAAACAAAAAGAAUGCGUACACGCCAAGAUCCGCGCCUUCUCAAAAUCGCAUGUUAUUCACCAACCGCCUAAGCAGUGGAAAACCGGAGUGACGGCUAUCGAUCCUCUCUCCAUUGAAGCAAUCCGGGCCUCGGGCUGGUCCCCCGAUAUGGACGAGUUGGCGCGCCAGCCUCGUCACGGACCGAAUUACAACCAGCUGCUUCAUCUCCUGAACGAUUUGCAGAACCAUCAAUCGGCAUGGCCUUUUCUCAACCCCGUUAAUAAGGAUGAUGUUGCCGAUUACUACGACGUCAUCAAGGAGCCGAUGGAUCUCAGCACCAUGGAAACGAAGCUGGAGGCAGACCAGUACGAUACACCGGAAGCGUUCAUCAAAGAUGCCAAGCUCAUCUUUGACAACUGCCGAAAGUACAAUAAUGAGACGACUCCAUAUGCGAAGAGCGCCAACAAGCUCGAGAAGUUCAUGUGGGCGCAGAUCAAAGCAAUCCCAGAGUGGUCACACCUUGAGUCAUAGAGGAAGCGCAAGGUUAACCAACCCGGGCGCAGAAUAUUCGACGGACUGGAGCUGAAUGAUAAUGACGUACAAGAAGUGGAAUAAACUGGUACAUGCUGGUUUGCAGGAACAGCAGAAGGGUUGGGAAUCGGUUGGGCUACCAUGCUGUAUCCCUCGC